Molecule: messenger RNA, 462 nt
Organism: Symbiodinium natans
Lineage: Eukaryota; Dinophyceae; Suessiales; Symbiodiniaceae
Source: the annotation of a GenBank genome assembly
AUGGCGGCGCCCGAGUCGCCUUCGCCUCGGAGGGAUCGCUCGAAGAAGGCGCUUCUGGUGCAGGCCUUGCUUUGCGUGCUCUGCUGCUUGGUCGGGGCCUUCUACCCCACGCUCUUGGACUGGUCAAAGACAGCGCUCGAGCGGGAAAUCUUCCAGCACCACACGGAGGAGCGCCGGUCUUUCCCGUUCAGCCCGGUCAGUGUGGUGCUGGUCAACGAUGCCUUGCAGCUGGCUCUGGCGCUCCUUGCCGUGCAGCUGAGAGUUGGGCUGCCGCAGCUCUUCACAGACUCGAGCCUGAUCUGGAAGAUGCUGCCGCUGGGCCUCAUCUAUGCCCUGGGCGAGCUGCUGACGCUGCGUUCGGUGCAGAAGGCCUCCGGACCCGUGUACGUGGUCAUCGCCAACAUGAAGCUGGUCGUGGCUGCAGUGAUGUCGCGGCUGUUCUUUGGCCGGCCGGGGCCUUAA